Messenger RNA from Ordospora colligata OC4, 855 nucleotides. RefSeq lists its product as uncharacterized. The transcript has a single exon. The record is from RefSeq and is a predicted model, not a curated record. Bases 1 to 855 code for a protein of 284 amino acids. Lineage: Eukaryota; Fungi; Microsporidia; Ordosporidae.
AUGAAAGAAUUGGUGGAUGUUUUGUAUUACGAUCACAUCCUUUCAAAAUUGGCAAAUCUAUAUACACUCGACAGUAGAAGUGAUGAGAUUGUCCAGUACCAGAAGAUUGCUCAAAAAAUACUGAUUAAACUCCGUGCAGACAAGAUAGUGUUUGAUGCAGAAGUGGGAUUGAAGUUUGUGUAUGUGAAAAUGUAUGAUCUUCACUUUUCAUUUUCUAAGUGUGCAGGAAGAUUGCAUGUGUCCUGUUGUCCAAACCAUUAUCUUAAGUUUGUUAAAACAUCAUAUGAUUAUCUAAUGAAGAUUUCGCUUGAGUAUAAAUGCCUAACAGAGCACACAGGAUUUAACAAGCUUAUUUAUGUAAUUGCAAUGGCUGCCUUGAUGAAUUCUGUAACUUAUGAACAGUUUAUUAUGAUUAGCAAGGCAGAUCAUAAUGCGGCUACAAUUGGGUCAUGCCUUGAAAAACAUGGAAUUAAGAUCAUACGUAAGGAGGAUUUUGAAGAGAAAAAGGUAAAAGCGUUUAGAACUAUGGGAAUAGAGAUGAAAAAUGAAACAGAACAUUUGAACAAAUCAUUCCAGUUGAUAAUGGAUGAGCUCAAGAAGAUAUACUUGUCAUUUGGAUUUCCAUUAUUGCAGUUUUUUACAACAAACGAGAUGAUCAAGCAGAAGGGCGCGAAUCAGGACGAACUCAAGGGUAUUGAAGGAAUACCAAAUGAUGCAGAUAGCUACAAACAAAGUAUAAUAAAGGAGUAUAUGAACAUGAAGGCAGCACUCAAUAAGACAAGGAGUAUAUUUAUCAAUCCAAAAGAUAACGGAGAAAAGAUUGGAUGGGGACCUGAGAGCGAUCUGCAUAACUGA